Messenger RNA from Auxenochlorella protothecoides, 5337 nucleotides. Its product is annotated as Callose synthase 5. Gene Ontology annotation, molecular function: 1,3-beta-D-glucan synthase activity. Gene Ontology annotation, biological process: (1->3)-beta-D-glucan biosynthetic process. Bases 1 to 5337 code for a protein of 1778 amino acids. Gene Ontology annotation, cellular component: 1,3-beta-D-glucan synthase complex; plasma membrane. The transcript has 33 exons. NCBI's taxonomy places the organism in Eukaryota, Viridiplantae, Chlorophyta, Trebouxiophyceae, Chlorellales, Chlorellaceae. The record is from RefSeq and is a predicted model, not a curated record.
AUGGAUCGAUUUGCACGCGCCGUGCAUCGCCUGCACGCCGCCAUUUUCCAGGGCUACCGCGACUGGUGCUCACAUGUGGGACUGCCCCUCCGCAUACCGGAGCUCAAGCUGGCCAAGAUCCACAGGCCGCACACUAUACAGGCAAGGUGGAAGAUUUUGCACAGGGUGACGGUGGUCAGUGAGUGGGAGUAUGGACUGGAGGAGCUGGCCAUGUACUUCCUGGUGUACUCGGAGGCAGCCAACCUGCGGCACACUCCGGAGUGCCUCUGGUUUGUCUUCUGGAUCUGCCGCAACUCCUUCCACAGGUGGAACGGUGCCUCCUGCCCAAACCCGAUGCACCCCUCCUCGCCCAUCUUUGCAUACGAACACCUGAAGCAUGCUGAUGUCAUCCAACGAAACAUCAGUCUCCGCAACCGGCACCAUGCUGAGCUGAUGGCCGCUAUGGCUGCUCUGGGCACCACGCCUGACCUCGUGGACGAAACGCGCGAGUCCAUGGCCCUGACAGCCCUGGUCCACACCGGGUCCAUCCAGCCAGACUCACCCGACGGCGCGGCCCUGGCGGACAUGGCGGCGCACGGCGACGCGGGCUACUUCCUGGACCGGGUGGUCUCGCCCAUCUUUGCCUUCCUGGCCGUUCAUGUGGACAGGAUGGGGACGGAUGGGGUGGAAAUCGCCCACCGCAUCGCCUACGAUGACGUGAACGAGAGUCUGUGCCGCAGGAACAUCGUCGCCCAGGCCCUGCUGCGCCUGGGCGUCAGGGUUGGGCCGGGCGGGAGCAUCGCCAUGUCCCGCGACCCCUACGAUGCCCUGCUGGGCAUCGGCAGGGUCCAGAUCAGCGUGGAGGGGCAGCCUAUCGCCAAGCUGGCGGCGGGGCGGCUGGACACGGAGGGCAUGGGGGGCGUGGGCUGGAACGUGGAGGUCGCGCGCGACUGGUGGGGCGCGUUUGUGUUUAGGAAGACGUUUGUUGAGCGGCGCAGCAUCUUCACCAUGUACAGAGCAUUCUACCGCGUCUGGGCCUUCAUCCUCCUAGAGUUCCACCUCAUGGCCGUCCUCACCUGGGGCCGCGACAACUACUACGCGAUCUCCUCCCUGGCCAUGAGCCACGCCCUGCUGAGCUUCCUGGAGCAGGUCGCCGCCUUCUGGACGCAGCGCGCCUCAGUUGGGGGCCCUCGCGUGGCGGGCGGGGCCAUCUCUGGGCGUGCCGCCCUGGGCGUGCUCCAGUGGCUGGCCAUCCUGUGCGUUAUGGCCCUGCUCAUGGCCGCCCAGGUGAUCGGCUGGUGGGUGUUCGGCGAGUACCACAUCUGGUGGUGGGCUGCGGCAGGAUACGGCGGCCUGGUUGUGGCCCAGGCACUGCUGUCUACCCGCCCGGGGCACGCGGUGAGCUGGGGCACCUGGCUGAGCAACGUCGUCUUCUGGGCCCUGGUGCUGGGCAUGAAGGGCGCGUUCGACUGGUACGCGGUCUUCCGCACCCUGGACACCUCCAUCCUGGGGCUGUGGAACCGCGGCUGGCUGCCCCUCUCCUCGGACGGCCGCCUGGACGGCGACCUGGUGCUGUGCAUCGCGCGCGCGCUGCCGGCGCUGGUCAUCAUGGCCACCGACGCUCAGGUGUUCUACUACCUGGUCACCGCGCUGUUUGGCUGGGUCAAGGGCCUGGUGCAGCUCAACCUGGGGGCGGUGACCGGCUUCCAGGAGGUGGUGGCCACCUUCCACAAGGCGCCCGCCCAGUGCUGGGUCCUCUUCUCCGACGUCUGGAACGAGGUGGUGGCCGAGCUGCGCGAGGUGGACCUCAUCAGCAACGCGGAGCGCGACAACCUGGUCUUCGUCCACCUCGACCUGGAGCCGGGGGUGGAGGCGGUCAGCCGCGCCCUGGAGGUGCCCGGCAUCAACUCCGCGCAGAAGGUGGGGAGGGAGGUGGGGGGAGGGGGCGUCGGGCGCCGAGCACGAGCGUGCUGGUGGGGCGCAGAGUGCCCCGCUGGUGGGGCGUGGGGGAGGAUGCGCAUCCUCAUCGUCUGGCUGGUGCUGCAGCUGCGCAUCGUCGACCGCGAGCAGUCCAACGUGCUGCUGGACUUCAAGCCUCUGGAGGGGCCCCUGGACUUGGAGCAGCGCACCGCACGGCGCUCGGCCGUGGCGGCAGUAGGCGAGCUGCUCAAGCUGCUCAAGACCAUAAUGGCCAAGGCCCCGGAUGACGCCGCGCUGCGCACGCGCUGGGAAGCCUCCCAGAAGAUGCAUGGCUGCCUGGUCAAGCUGGCCGCCGCCCUGCGCAUCGAAAUCAAGGCCGUCCUGCGCGUGCACUCCCGCUCCGCGCGCGGGCCCGACGAGAAGGACUCGAGCCGGCGCACGCACAGCGCGGCGGUGGCCCUGGACCGCGCGCUGGACGCGCUGUCGGCGGGCCUGCUGGACUUCUGGCGCUGGUGCGAGUUCGUGGGCGAGGCCGCAGGCCUGGCCACGCUGCACGCCGACGCCCCCGACUCCGCCGCGCGGCGCUGUGUGGCCGCGGUGGCGCGCCAGCUGGAGCGCAUGCUGGACACGAGCGCCAAGGGCGCGCAGCCGCGGGGCGACGAGGCGCUGCGCGUGCUGACGGGGUUCAUGAGCAGCCUGCGCAACCCGACGCUGGCGCGGCCGCCGGCGGUGGAGGACAUGCUGAGCUGGAACGUGCUGACCCCGCACUACGAGGAGGACGUGAUGUACGCGCUCAACGCGGCCAGCGUCGCGCGCCACUUCGACCUCCAGCCCUCCGCCGCCACGGGCAUGGCGGACCUGGUGCGCGAGAACGAGGACGGGCUGUCGGUGAUGCAGUGGCUCAAGUCGGCCUACGCGCGCGAGUGGGACCACCUGCUGGAGCGCCUGGGGCCCGCGCUGAAUGGCCUGGAGCCCAGGCACAUCACGGCGGCAGACUUCGACGUCGGGGGCCCGCUCCACGCGGUGCAGGUGCAGCUGCUGCUCUGGGCCUCCUACCGUGGCCAGCUGCUGGCGCGCACGGUGCGCGGCAUGAUGGCCUACGAGCGCGGGCUGGCGCUGGUGGCGCGGCUGGAGAGCCCGCGCCCGCCGCGCCUGAGCGAGGUGGCGUACGAGGCGCGGCUCAAGGACCUGGUCUCCUCCAAGUUCACUUACGUGUACCCGGGCCUGCGCGUGGCCACCAUCGACAGCGCCGUGGCGGAGGGCGGGGCGCGCCAGUGCGCGGUGCUGGUGCGCGCCAACGUGGGCACCGUCGUCACCGACCCGCGAAGCGUGCACGAGCUGAUCCGGUUGCCGCAGAACCGGGAGACGACGCACGGCGUCAUCCUGGGGGAGGGCAAGCCCGAGAACCAGAACUCGGCCAUCAUCUUCUGCUUCGGGGAGGUGCUGCAGGCCAUCGACAUGAACCAGGACAACUACCUGGCCGAGGCGCUGAAGACCCCCGUCACCCCGCACGGGACCAUCAACAAGUACGAGCGCCCCUUCCCGGACAUGGGGCACUCCCCCGUCGUACUGGUCGGCUUCCGGGAGUGGGUCUUCUCCCAGGACUCAGGUGCGCUGGCCAGCUUCGCCGCCGCGACCGAGUUCUCCUUUGGCUCCGUGGUCCAGAGGGUGAUGACCUGGCCGGGGGCCGUGCGCUUCCACUAUGGCCACCCAGACAUGUGGAACAAGCUGUUUGUGAUGACGCGCGGUGGCGUGUCCAAGGCGACCAGGGGGUUCCACAUCAGCGAGGACGUGUUUGCGGGGUACAACCACACGCUGCGUGGCGGCAAGACCAAGUUCAAGGAAUACAUAUCCGUGGGCAAGGGGCGGGACAUGGGGUUCGACUCCAUCAACUCCUUUGAGUCCAAGGUGUCUGGCGGGAAUGGGGAGCAGGCCAUGUCCCGUGACCUCUUCCGCAUGUGCUCCCGAUUCGACUUCUUCCGCCUCAUGGCCUUUUAUCACUCGGGUACCGGCUUCUUCAUCAACAGCUUCCUCAUCAUGACCCUGGUGUACCUCAACAUCUGGGUGAUCCUGGUGCUGGCCCUGACCAACUCCAUGCUGGUUGUCGACCCCUACACCCUCACCGUGAUCAACGCGCUGACGGGGCAGGCGGUGGCUGUGUCGGUGAACCAGGCGGUGCAGCUGGGCAUGCUGUCCAUCAUCGUGUUUGCCGUGGAGCUCCUGCUGGAGUAUGGCAUCGUGAAGAUGCUGGGCACGCUCCUCGUCCAGUUUGUCCAAGGGUCCCUGGCCUUCUUUACCUUCCGGGCGCGCACGAGCGCCUACUACUUCAUGAGCGACGUGCAGUACGGCGGCGCCAAGUACAUCCCCACCGGCCGCGGGUACGCCAUCAAGCACUCGUCCUUUGUCAAGGUGUACUCCAGCUACGCCCGCAGCCACCUCUACUUUGCGGCGGAGCUGGUGUACCUCCUGGUCUUGCUGGCCCUCAUCGACACCACGGCAAGCCCUGGGGGGGGGGCAUCACUGCCACUGGCGAUGCAGGACUAUGGCGCGCUCACCUGGUCGACCUGGCUGGUGGCCGUGUGCAUCCUGUGGUCGCCCUUCUGGUUCAACCCCCAGACCUUCCAGCUGGAGAGGUGCAAGGACGACUUCGAGGCCUGGAUCCUGUGGAUGACGGAUGUGAUUGACAGCGAGGCUGGCAGCACCUGGUACUCAUGGAACAAGUCCAACCUGGAACGCAUCCGCAAUGAGAAGAUGAGCCUGAAUAAUCCGAUGGCCACCAGCCUGCGUGGGAUCGCCGGGGCGCUGCCGACCGCCGUCCUCGCCCUCGCCGCCAUCUCCACCCUGACCAACACCAGCAUCAACCGGUGGGUCAUCUUUGGCAUCGCAUCAGGGGGCUUCUGGACGUUCAUCCUCGUGGUGUGGGUGGUCAGGCGCGUGCUACUCUCCAACUACUACUACCGGCUCUGGAGGGCGAUGCGCACGUUCUGUUUCCUGGCAGCCAUAGCCUUCCUGGUCUGCUGCGUCAUCUUCAUCCCAGGAGGCUUCUCGGCCGGGGUCGGGGUGAAGAACCUGAUCAUCAUCAUCUUCGCCAACAUGUCUGCCGUGUCGGUGGCGACACAGAUCCUGCUGUAUGGUUGUCGAGACUCCAUCAUGGCUCGGCACAUCGUGGAUGCUUCCUACAGGACACUGGACUGGAUCCUGGGUUACAUUUUCUUCAGCUUCCUCUUCCUGUUGUCGUUCAUCCAAGUCGUCGACAUGCUGCAAGGAGCCAUGCUCUACAACAUGAAGUUCGCCAAGGCCUUGCAGCGCUCUCGCCUCAUGGAAUCCAAUUUCCUGCCCAGCUACGUGGAUAGAGCCAUGGAGCGACUGUCCCAUACCCUCCAGGAGGAGAUUGUGGUGAAGACCCCUCCAAGGCCGAAGCCGACAAAAGGCAUCUGA